Molecule: messenger RNA, 1746 nt
Organism: Phyllotreta striolata
Lineage: Eukaryota; Metazoa; Arthropoda; Insecta; Coleoptera; Chrysomelidae
Source: the annotation of a GenBank genome assembly
GAUCGAGGCCACAUGUCAAUAGGAAAAGAAGAAAAUAACCUAUGAAAUUAAGUGUCAAGUGUCAUGUUUUAAAUAAUUUUAUUCACAUAAUUUAUUUAAUAAUUCCUGAUUCCGGGGCAAGAAUCAUCCAGUAACAACACACAAAUCGGAUAGAAUUUUCUGGAUUUCAUUGAGGCUCUUCCCUCUAGUCUCCGGCACCGUGCGAUGUAUCAAAAAGCCAACGAUCACCGAAAGAACGCAGCAAAUCACCAGAUUCACAUGCACACCGAACGCUUCGGAGAUCAAAGGAAAAGCGAACAACGUCACAAAUAUAAUGGCAUUCGAAAGGAUAAGCGCCGUAGAGAAACCCACUGCCCUCAAUUCGUUCGAAAACAACUCGCAGGCCAAAGCAAACGGUAGCCAUUUGACGCGCUCUAUCCACAUCGAAUCGAGGCUCUUCAGAUAGAAAUACACCGACAGAACGGCUAGGCAACCUACACAACAACCCAUCGAAGCGAACAACAACGGUUUCCUGCCCAAUCGUUCGACGAACAACGAAGCCACUACAACAAACACGAUUUGUACAACACCAGCCAACACCCCGAUCGCGUUACCAGUCAAGUAAGCACCGGCCUCGUCGAAUAUCGGCCCCAUAAAAGCCCCCAACACGAAUAUACCGGAGAACGUUUGCGUCAUUAACAGCUCCAUCGUGUAGCCGAAGCUCCUGAUCGAAGCUCUCGUUUUGAACACGUCCAGUAUACACUUUUUACUAUCGCUUUGUCGGACAUUUCUCUUCAUCUGUAAGUACUCUUCCUCCACGUUUUUAGUGCCUCUUAGGCGUUGCAACGCUUUUAAACACUCGCUGUCUUUUUUAGAUGUUAACAAGUACAUCGGAGUCUCCGGCAGGAAGAUCGAUAACACCAGAAACAUCGCAGGAGUUAUCGUACCGACGAUACAAAUGGUUCUUACGCUCGCGCUACCAGAAAGAUACACUAAAAUCGCUCCAAAUGGUACCGACGCCCCCAUCAGGCAGUUGAUUCUACCCCUGUUAUUGUUAUCUGUUAUUUCCGUGUUGUACACCGAUACGACAGCCAUCAGACAGCUGGUGCAGAAUCCGUUUACGAACAAGCUGAUGUAGUAGAGGUAAAUUUCACGGGCGAACGCUAGGGAUAGCAUGGAUAGUACCACGACGGUGCUGAUUGUCACUAGGGUGCUCUUUCUGCCUAGGUUGUCUGUCAAUAGAGGGGUGAAGUAGAGGCCGAGGCAGCCCGCUACGGACGGCAGGGCGGCCAACGUGGAGAUUUCGACGGUCGUUAGAGGGUUUCCCAGGGGAUUCACUCGGUCGUCGGCGGAUUGAAGCUUCGGUAUGGUGGAAGAUGGCCAGGAUACGGAGAAGCCGAACGACACCGCUAGAAGAUUGGCUGUGGAAGUAGAUGUCAAAAGAAUCUUCAAGUGCCAAGUUGGGACCUUCUCCAACGAUAAGUACGGAAAUUGUGACCGGUUCAGGGGACAAGAAAGCCACCGUGUACGAAGUGAUUUACUAAUGGACUAUAUUAAAAAUCCGGUAAAAUCGUAUGUGGGAAAAACCGCGUUAUAUUUGUAUAUGUUACGGAUAAAGCUAGAUAUACUGACCCAUAGAUAAUACCCUAAAUGAACGUUUCUACUACUGCUCUUUAUCAUAACACAUUGUAAAUUGUCUAUGAGUAUAUUGUUGUGAGAUACAUUUAUUUUAGCCUGUUGUAUUCUAUUUAGAAAAUAAAUUUUUAC